AUGACAAACAAGGCCGGGGAGAGCCAAAAAAGAACCCUGUACAGUAUUCUGUAUGUAAGUAAUGACGGUGGCGUCGGGGAAAGUCUGGUAGAUGACGGUGCGUUCGCUCUGCAGCCCAAUCGCAGAUCGGAGCAGGGAUUGUUCAGCUUCAGCGCGUCGGCCGGGCUCGGUUGCCGUCAGCGAAUCCGAUGGCUGAAGCGGCCCAAGACCAACGGUGCCCCACGUCUACUUGACCCUCCAUCAGCUGAGACCGCGUCCUUAGCGGCAGUUGAUACAUCGGAAAGACAUGUUCUGCUGUAA
Messenger RNA from Penicillium lagena, 300 nucleotides. RefSeq lists its product as uncharacterized. The coding region runs from base 1 to 300 and encodes 99 amino acids. The record is from RefSeq and is a predicted model, not a curated record. The transcript has a single exon. NCBI's taxonomy places the organism in Eukaryota, Fungi, Ascomycota, Eurotiomycetes, Eurotiales, Aspergillaceae.